AUGCAUUUCACCACAAUCCUGAACACCGCCUUCCUCGCCAUCGUCAGCGGCGCCCUCGCCGCGCCCCUGGCUCAGUCAGGCUCCGGCUCCAGCUCGUCGAACUACUUUCCCAGCGUCACCGAAAUUGGCUGGUGCAUGAUCCCUUGGAAUGUGGACGAUUGCGUCAAGGCUCAGGGCCACGCUGACAUCGCCGCCCAAGCCGCCCAGAACCUCUUCCCCGCCAACACCCUGCACAAUGGCAAGGGCGACGCCUUCCGCCACUGCUACUGGAAUGCCCGCAUGACCAUCGACCUGGGCGCUGGCAACGCCAAGAGCAUCGGCGAUAACCACGAGGAUGGGUCCAAUGGCCCGGCGGAGGAGAAGAGGAUGGACCUUGCAAACAAUGCGUCCGGAAGAAAUAUUGGCGCCAGUGCGGGAAGUUAUGCCAGUGCACAGGAGGCUUGUAGGGUGGCUGCCGUGAAUGGGAGGCUGGUGACCUUGAAGUAG
Endocarpon pusillum Z07020 is the source of this 486-nucleotide messenger RNA. RefSeq lists its product as uncharacterized. The transcript has a single exon. The record is from RefSeq and is a predicted model, not a curated record. Bases 1 to 486 code for a protein of 161 amino acids. Lineage: Eukaryota; Fungi; Ascomycota; Eurotiomycetes; Verrucariales; Verrucariaceae.